Molecule: messenger RNA, 2043 nt
Organism: Ricinus communis (castor bean)
Lineage: Eukaryota; Viridiplantae; Streptophyta; Magnoliopsida; Malpighiales; Euphorbiaceae
Product: gibberellin receptor GID1C
Exons: 2
Coding region: 352-1386 (344 amino acids)
Biological process (GO): positive regulation of gibberellic acid mediated signaling pathway; floral organ morphogenesis; raffinose family oligosaccharide biosynthetic process
Cellular component (GO): cytoplasm; nucleus
Molecular function (GO): hydrolase activity; gibberellin binding
Source: RefSeq, a predicted model, not a curated record
CUCUCUCUCUCUCUCUCUAUAUUUCACACGCAUAGUUUUAUUGCAGCGAGAUUUACCAUUUAUGGUUAUAUCGUUUCAUCGAUCUUUCUGUUCAAAGAAACUUGGAAGAGAAAUAAAAAAAAAAAAGAUUUGUAAAAUUUAAUGUCACCCAUUCCAUUUUGAGGGUUUCUAAUCUACGAUGAUGCAUCAAAGCAGUGAUCUUUAUACUAAAAAACACAAAUAGAUCACUUGGUUUUGUGUUUGUUUUCAAUAUGUGAACUGGGUUCGGUCUCUAAAAAGAUUUAUUUUGAGUUUUCUUUUUGGCGAGUUAUUGUGGUUGUUUUUCUUGAAUCUUUUGAAGGGCAUAAUUUCAUGGCUGGAAGUAAUGAAGUUAACCUCAAUGAAAGCAAGAUGGUGGUUCCACUAAACACUUGGGUCCUCAUUUCCAAUUUCAAGCUGGCUUACAACCUUCUUCGUCGCCCUGAUGGCACUUUCAAUCGCCACUUGGCAGAGUUCCUUGACCGGAAAGUUCCACCUAAUGCAAAUCCAGUUGAUGGGGUUUUCUCGUUUGAUGUUGUCAUUGACCGAGGGACUAGCCUCCUUAGCCGGAUAUAUAGACCAGCUGAAGGGGAGCAAUUGCAACCAAAUAUUGCUGAACUUGAGAAGCCUGUGACCUCUGAUGUUGUCCCUGUCAUUCUCUUCUUCCAUGGUGGAAGUUUUGCACACUCCUCUGCAAACAGUGCUAUAUAUGACACACUAUGUCGCCGACUGGUGGGCAUUUGCAGGGCUGUGGUGGUUUCUGUGAAUUAUAGACGUGCGCCUGAAAAUCGAUACCCAUGUGCUUAUGAUGAUGGAUGGACAGCUCUUAAGUGGGUUAAUUCAAGAACAUGGCUCGAGAGUAAGAAAGAUGCCAAAGUUCAUAUGUACUUGGCAGGGGAUAGCUCUGGUGGUAACAUUGUACACCAUGUUGCUUUAAGAGCACUGGAGUCAGGAAUUGAAGUAUUGGGGAACAUACUGCUUAACCCAAUGUUUGGUGGACAAGAAAGAACAGAAUCAGAGAAGCGAUUAGAUGGGAAAUAUUUUGUCACAGUUCAAGACCGGGACUGGUAUUGGAGAGCUUUCCUCCCUGAGGAAGCAGAUAGGGAUCAUCCGGCAUGUAAUCCAUUUGGUCCAAAAGGAAGAAGUCUUGAAGGAAUGAAGUUCCCAAAGAGCCUUGUUGUGGUGGCUGGUUUGGAUCUUAUUCAGGACUGGCAAUUGGCUUAUGUUGAAGGGCUCAAAAAGGCUGGCCAAGUUGUGAAACUUCUAUAUCUUGAGCAAGCAACAAUUGGCUUCUACUUGUUGCCUAAUAACAAUCACUUUCACACGGUCAUGGAUGAGAUAAGUGAAUUUGUGUGUCCUAACUGUUAGUAAAUUUUACCGACUGGCAGAUAUACAUGACAGAAGCUUGACAUUCUGCUUGAUGGUAAUUAAGGGUGGUUUGCUGUUUAUAUGAUUGUGUAGUAUUACUACUUACUGUUUCAUUGAUCAUAUGUUGUUGGGUUCUGCUACUCUGGAGGGCCUUCACAGCUAGGCUCUGUUAUUGGGUGCAGAAGGUGGUUCAGCAUCUAGCUGGCUUGAGAGUUGGUAUGUGUUCUCUUAUACAUCCGAAGUCUGGGCUUGAAUGACGUAGUUUGAUGAAGCUUUUAAGGCAGCAGGGAGCUGUUUAACUAAGCUUAGCAGACCCACCAAAUUUAUGGCUACCCAUUCUGACUUCCAGUUUCAUCAGAGAGGAAGACUGGAGCGCAGGGUUGCAUCCGGUGGCCGAUUAAUUGGGUCGGUGCCUUGCUAAUGUUAUAUAGCUAAUUUUAGAACAUGGAUGGGAGAAACAUCCAUGGUAUUGUGAUCCUUAAGUUUAUACAUAUGCUUUUAGUAUGUAUAAAGGUGUUUGCUUAUAUUGUCAUUCAAUUUUGUCUUCCCCAUAUUGUUAUGUUUUUCUCUUUGAUUUCUUCUUAGUUUGACUCUCUAUCAGCAACUGUAAAUACUAUAUCAUAACUAUAUAUGUUUUAAGUUCUUUUGUUGUUCUGA